Molecule: messenger RNA, 4069 nt
Organism: Amaranthus tricolor (Joseph's coat)
Lineage: Eukaryota; Viridiplantae; Streptophyta; Magnoliopsida; Caryophyllales; Amaranthaceae
Product: nuclear pore complex protein NUP98A-like
Exons: 13
Coding region: 310-3384 (1024 amino acids)
Biological process (GO): RNA export from nucleus; protein import into nucleus; post-transcriptional tethering of RNA polymerase II gene DNA at nuclear periphery
Cellular component (GO): nuclear pore; nuclear pore cytoplasmic filaments
Molecular function (GO): structural constituent of nuclear pore
Source: RefSeq, a predicted model, not a curated record
GAACAAUUUUAUGCAACAAAUGGCUAAUUACAAUCACCUCGAUACAUGAAUAAAGCAUUUUUGAAGUAUUCCUCGUAAGCCAACUUAGGGCAUAAUUGCUCAUUGGAUUCGAAACAAAUCAAACGCCAGACUCUGCUGGCUUGGCUCAAUCAUAAGUACAUUCUCUCAAUUGUAAUUCCUUCAUAUUCUCUAAUCAGAUCAUAUACAAACUCAUCUUUGAUUUUUUUUUUUUGCGCUAAUCUUCGUCGUCAUCUCCGUUAUAGUGGAAAUUUAACAUAAGUAGGUCAUUUGGAUAUUUUAUAAAGGAGCAUGUUUGGCUCAAGUAGCCCUUUUGGGCAAUCACCUAGUGCAUCCUUUGGAACGCAGUCCCCUUUCGGGCAAAGCAAUCCAAACAGUAAUCCUUUUGCUCCAAGCCCUUUUGGUGCUACCAACCCUUUUGGUUCACAAACAGGAGGUUCAAUGUUUGGCAACACCUCAACUGGUGUGUUUGGUCAAUCAUCAUCACCCUUGUCUUCAACACCAGUGUUUGGUUCUACUGCAUCAACUGGGUUUGGGAGCUCCAAUCCUGCUUUUGGAAGCUCUUCUUCAGCUUUUGGAGGUUCUUUUGGCCAGAAGCCUGCUUUUGGAGGUUUUGGGUCCAAUACUCAAACAAGUCCCUUUGGAAGCUCAUUUCAACAAUCACAGCCUUCAUUUAGCAGCAAUGUAUUUGGUGGUACAUCACCAUUCGGUGCAUCAACCCAACCUUCAUUCGGUGGUAACAGCUCCCCUGCUUUUGGAUCAUCAAGUACACCCUCAUUUGGCGCUGCAACUGCUCCAACAUUUGGAGUCAAUAGUGCUCCUGCUUUCGGUUCAACACCAAGUCCAGCUUUUGGAAGCACGGGAGCGGCCUUUGGUGUCUCAACUACACCUGCUUUUGGGUCUGGAGGAGGUUUUGGUUCUGCAAGUACUUCUGUCUUUGGAGCUGGCAGUGGUGCUGCAUUUGGUGCUACGACCACACCAGCAUUUGGUGCUGCAUCCACUCCAGCCUUUGGUGCUGCAUCCACUCCAGCCUUUGGUGCUACUAGCUCUCCGACAUUUGGUGUUAAUAGUGCACCUGCUUUUGGAGCUAGUACACCUGCUUUUGGUGCUAAUACUAGCACUCCAACAUUUGGGACACCAAAUGCCAGUACCUCAUCUUUUACUUUUUCUUCCAGCCCAGCCUUUGGUCAGACUACAUCUACAUUCGGUAGCACCGGUUUCGGAUCUACACAAUCCCCAUUUGGUGCAUCGUCCUCUCCGUUUGGAGCAUCAAUAUCAAGCACCUUUGGUGGUGCUGUUGGGCAGUCAAAUAUGGGAGGAAGUAGAAUUGCUCCAUACCAACCGUCCCCAGAAGUUGAUGGAAGUAAUAGUAGCACUGGAGGACCUGGAAAGUUGGAGUCAAUAUCUGCUAUGCCAAUCUACAAAGACAAAAGCCAUGAAGAGCUGAGGUGGGAGGAUUACCAGCGUAAUGAUAAAGGUGGCCCUUCUCCAACUGGACAGUCUAUACCAGGGAUGAACUUUGGUGCAUCUCCAUCUACCGUGCAGUCCAGUCCUUUUGGAACACCAACGUUUGGGCAAACAUCAACUAAUCCAUUUGGAACACCAGCAGCUGGUCAAUCGAACCCAUUUGGUUCAAAACCUUCAGUAUUUGGUUCUACUACUACCUCGACAUUUGGCUCCUCGCUUUUCGGUUCUGUUACUACGCCCUCCACUUUUGGAUCAACUCCAACACCAACACCUUCCCUUUUUGGAGCAUCCACUCCAGGAUUUGGUUCGGGCAGUACUCCAUCUCUUUUUAGUACCGGUAGCUCUUCUGCCAUUGGAUCGUCAUCUAUAUUUGGUUCUGCGCCUGCUCAGGGUGCCACCACAAAUUUUGGUUCCACUUUGAGCUUUGGGAAUUCUCAGCCAUCCUCUUUAUUUCAGUCGUCCCCAUCGCUUGGAAUAGGAAAUAGUUUUGGGCAAACUAGUUCUGCCCCAGGACAAACUUCUGGAUUUGGUCAAAAUCCUUUUAAUAAUGCAUCCGGAUUUGGAUCAAAUAUAUUUUCAAGCACCACUACCAGUCAAUUCGGCUUUCCUCAAACCACUCCUUCUCUUUCAACUUCUUUUCAGCCCAGUUUUCCCACGCAGACAGCCAGUGGUUUCAACAUUAGUACCUUCGGACAAACACCGUCAGGUUUGAGCAGUGGCCUUGGUGCAUCAAACCUGUUUGCUCAGGGUCUUGGUCAAACUUCUUUCAAUCAGAUCUCUGCAGUUGCACAGCCGGUUGCAGUCACAAAUCCUUUCGGGACCCUUCCAGCAAUGCCUCAUAUGUCAAUAGGCAAUGCUGGAACCUCACCAUCUAUUCAAUACGGAAUAUCUAGCAUGCCUGUUGUUGAUAAGCCUACCCCUGUAAGAAUUUCUUCCUUUUUAACAUCACGACAUUUGUCUCAAAGGCGAAUCAGGCUACCUGCAAGGAAAUACCAUCCUAAAAAUGAUGGUUCAAGGGUUCCUUUUUUCAAUGAUGAUGAUGAAGCACCUAGCACCCCCAAGGCAGAUGCUCUAUUUGUUCCCCGAGAAAAUCCUAGAGCUUUGGUUAUUCGGCCCAUCAAUCAGUGGACGAAAUCUUCGAAGAAGGAAACUUGCGUCUUGGUGCACGAAAAUGGCAAAACGUCUGAAGAAAUUGAGCAUACUCAGAAUGGAUCUACUUCUGAAAGAAAUGGUAGCAUUGCCAAUGGAAAUGGAUUGACCAAGGAACGAAGCCAUCCUAUAAAAAUCAACCAGAAAUCUGCUGAUGAUGAUACUAUGAAUCAUAAAGGAAAUUCCUGCAUUCCACUUUCUGGUCACAGAGCUGGUGAGGCAGCAAUUGUAUAUGAGCAUGGGGCUGAUAUCGAGGCAAUGAUGCCAAAACUUCGACACUCUGAUUAUUACACCGAGCCUCGGAUCCAAGAGCUGGCCGCCAAAGAAAGGGCCGAACCAGGUUUCUGCAGGCAUGUGAAGGAUUUUGUUGUGGGACGGCAUGGUUUCGGAAGCAUUAGGUUCCUAGGCGAGACUGAUGUACGAAGGCUUGAUCUUGAGUCCCUAAUCCAGUUCAAUAACCGUGAGGUGAUUGUUUAUAUGGAUGAGAGUAAGAAACCUCUGGUUGGUCAAGGUCUCAACAAGCCUGCUGAAGUAACUCUUCUUAACAUCAAAUGUUACGAUAAAAAAACUGGAAACCAGAUCGUAGAUGGACCAAGAAUUGAAAAAUACAAAGAGAUAUUGAAGAAAAAAGCUGAGGAACAAGAGGCUGAAUUUUUGUCCUAUGACCCUGCAAAAGGAGAGUGGAAAUUCAGGGUCAAGCACUUCAGCAAAUAUAUGCUUUGCGAUGAUGAUAACUGGGAUAUCGAUUGACGCUCCUUCUUUCCCUUUUAUAAUAAAGGAAAAUAGCUUGGUCCAUGUAUCUGGUUGCUGCAAGUUUUCUGCUAGCUGAUUGUAAUGCUUUUCUCUGGCAGAUUUAUGUUGUGAUCUUUAUUUUUGGUUUUCUAGGUUUUGUAUAUGCAACGAAUUUAUGGUAGUUUUGUAGAAAUUGUUGUAAUUUAAUUUCAAUUUUGGUGUUAGUACUUGUAGACCAUUUACAAAGUCUUGAGACUCAGGUCUCCUGGGCGUCUCUUCUGUGCCAGACGUGAAUUUUUUGUGGACUUGAUCUUCACUGCCCAAUUUUGGUUUAUUAUUUGUAGAAAUGGUACAUUUGGGUUUCAUUGCCCAUAGCUCACUCGGACUGGCACCUUGAUAUAAGGAUGUAUACGUAUUUAUAACUUUAGCGAACUUAUUCAUUGUACUCUUAUGUAUCUUUAAAUAGACACUCAUGACUCACGCUUCACCUGUUGCACAACAUUGAGCUCUUUAAUUUUUAUUUUUUUUUUUGUUUAUGCGAUGUUUUGAACCUCCUCAUAUUAUCACCAUGAUUUGUUGUGUUCCUUUGUCUUUUAUGUUGAAAUUUCUAGACUUUUGAAUCGCUUUGGAAGUCUCUUGAAGCAAUAGAGGGGCGGUAAUUGCUGCGACAAUCUCUAAAGAAAGUAUCAAUAGUCAAAUUUGU